Molecule: messenger RNA, 5265 nt
Organism: Dromaius novaehollandiae (emu)
Lineage: Eukaryota; Metazoa; Chordata; Aves; Casuariiformes; Dromaiidae
Gene: STAM2
Product: signal transducing adaptor molecule 2
Exons: 14
Coding region: 93-1673 (526 amino acids)
Biological process (GO): signal transduction
Cellular component (GO): endocytic vesicle
Molecular function (GO): ubiquitin binding; phosphatidylinositol binding
Source: RefSeq, a predicted model, not a curated record
GGGGCAGCCGCGGGGGCCUGGCGGCGGCGGCGGGGGGCGGGGCGCAGGGCGGGCGGUGUCUCUCAGCUGCGGAGCGGGCGGGCGCCGCCGCGAUGUCGCUCUUCGGCGCCGGCCCCAACGCCUUCGAGCAGGACGUGGAAAAGGCUACCAAUGAAUAUAACACCACUGAGGACUGGGGUCUUAUUAUGGAUAUAUGUGACAAAGUUGGAAGUACUCCUAAUGGAGCAAAAGAUUGCCUUAAAGCCAUUAUGAAGAGAGUGAAUCAUAAAGUUCCCCAUGUGGCUUUGCAAGCACUUACACUUUUAGGAGCCUGUGUAUCAAACUGUGGAAAAAUAUUUCACUUAGAAGUAUGUUCUCGUGAUUUUGCUAGUGAAGCUCGCAGUAUAAUAAAUAAGGCUCAUCCAAAAGUAUGUGAAAAGCUAAAAACUCUAAUGGUGGAGUGGUCAGAAGAAUUUCAGAAAGAUCCACAAUGUAGCUUAUUAUCUGCAACUAUUAAAUCUCUGAAAGAAGAAGGUGUAACUUUUCCUGCCGCUGGAUCACAGGCUGCCACAAAUGCUGCUAAAAAUGGUGCAUCAUCAAGUAAAAGCAAAGAAGAUGAAGAUAUAGCUAAAGCUAUUGAAUUGUCUUUGCAAGAGCAGAAACAGCAACAAAUGGAAACUAAAUCCUUGUACCCAUCCGCAGAAAUUCAGCAAAACAAUCAGAACUCGAGGAAGGUGCGAGCUCUGUAUGACUUUGAAGCUGUCGAGGACAAUGAGCUCACCUUUAAAAGUGGAGAAAUUAUUUUUGUUUUGGAUGACAGUGACACCAAUUGGUGGAAAGGUGAAAAUCAUAGAGGAGUAGGACUGUUUCCAUCCAAUUUUGUAACUUCUGACUUAAGUGUGGAACCUGAGACAGUAACUGUGGAUAAAAGUUCUGUUACUGAGGAUGCUACGGAAGAAAUAAAGAAAGCAGAACCUGAACCAGUUUAUAUAGAUGAGGAUAAGAUGGAUAAAACACUGCAGGUACUUCAGAGUAUAGAUCCUACAGAUUUAAAGCUUGAUUCUCCAGAUCUUCUAGACUCAGAAGAUAUUUGUCAACAGAUGGGUCCAAUGAUAGAUGAAAAACUAGAAGAAAUAGAUAGAAAACAUUCAGAAUUAUCUGAAUUGAAUGUGAAAGUUCUAGAAGCGUUGGAGCUGUAUAACAAACUGAUGAAUGAAACGCCGAUAUAUUCAGCCUACUCGAAGCUCCACCAUCCUGCACAAUAUCCACCUACGUCUGCUGGUGUUUCAGUGCAGUCAUAUCCUGUACAGCCACCUAGUGGAAACUACAUGAUGCAAGGGCUUCACCAAGUCACCGUUUCCCAGGGUUAUAGCCUAGGGCCUGACCAGAUGGGCCAGUUGAGGUCCCUGCCUCAGAGUAUAAAUUCUCCUGGAGCAACUCAGCCUGCUCAAGCUGCAUAUUUAAGCCCAGGACCAGAUUCUGUGUUAAGCCAGACUUACGUGAACCAGAACGCUGGCCUUCAGUCAGCUGCCAGCACAGCUGCUUACCCCCAGCAGAUGGGAAUGGCCGUGGAUAUGGCGGCUUACCAGAACAGUACGUCGAGUUUGCCUCAAGCACCAGCUUACCCUGUGGCAGUUCCUGCUCAUUCUGUUCUACAGCAGCAAGCAAAUUACCCUCAACAGCCCCUUCUUUAAAAGCAAACUGGGCUCAUAUUUCUAAAACAGUGCAUAAACGUUGCUGAAUGUAAUGAUUUUUAUGAAUACCUGUUACUGAUAUCAAAAUACAUUUUUGUUUUAAAUAACUCAACUUAGUGCAUUAGGGUGAUGCAGAGUAAAAAUAUACAUCAUGUUUGAUUGUUAAGCAUUUGCUUAAAGACAGCUUGAAUUAGAUUAGCUAAUGGUUUAAAAUAAUUUCAGCUGACUUUAAGCCCUUAUUUUAGUGGCGUCUGUCAACGAGCACACAUAGUUUCAUGAAACACCACCUGUAAAUCUAAAUUUAAGUAAAAGAUUGACCAAAAUCACAAUGAUUUCCUUUUAAAUGUGUUUCUGGAAACUUGAGGAUGCUUAAUCAUUGUUAAGCAUUGCUCUAGAUAAGCGUUGCUUCCUCUGGUAUCUCACUAUAAUCUCACUAUUGCCAGUGCUUUAGAGAAUCUCUGCUGGUUCAGACAGCUUCCUUGUCCCUCUCCUCCUGUAGUGAGCUUUACAAUAUGGUAUGCGCUGCGUAACUGGAACAACUGCAUGAGCAAGCAGAUGAGAGCUGGAAGAGAAAAUGAUUUGAUAUUGUAACAGUGAGGACCAUGUACCUACAGAAAUAUAACAAAUGAUUUUUACAUUGCUGCCUGUUGAAUUUGGGGGGGCGGGGGGGAAACAACAGGUAACUUCUGUUGUGUUUCUCUUGAAAGAAACCAGAGAGCUCCAGCUCAAAGCCCCCCUGUUCCCUGGUUGGCAGAGGUGGCAUUGCAAGCACAAGUUUCCUUUGCAAGAACAGGCCAGGGAGAUGAUCCUAGCUGACUGUGUGGGCACUCUGUGGAUGCAAGGUGCUGAGCCCAAAAUUUGUACAGAAUCUCUUUUCCUUUUGUGAUGUAUUUAGAAGUGAAGGAGUAUUCUGGUUCCUUGUGGUAAAGGAGGGGCUCAGGAAUGUCUGAAACUUAAGACUGUGAGAAUCUGCCUUGUUCCCUUCCAAAUGGGGGCAAAGUGGAGCAAAAAUCACAUUUAUGGGACCAGGGAAUUCUUGCCUCUUCUGGAUUUCCUUUCUUUGCCACCAUUUACAUGGCUGAAUACUGACUACAGUCAGAGGAAGAACUCUCAAACCUUUUGAAGAAGGUGUCUUUAACUCGCAGUAUGUAUAGACAGAGCAAGUGCUUUACCAGUGGGACUCUGUUCCUUCCUCAUUUAAUGUAGGGAAUGGUUGCAUAUUUAAAGUGACAGCUGCGUCUUUAAAAAACGAAUCGCCUUGGAACUGAAACCGUAGCAUUUGGUGGAUAAGAAAAGAAAUCUAAGACUUUCUUCCCUGAUGCACUUUUUUUAAUGGGUGUGUGAGUGAGUGGUGUUGAUUGGUUUGUUUGUUUUUUGUGGGGUUUUUGUUGUUUGGGGGGGGAGAAGAGUAGAUGAGCUGAAGUCUAUUUCAGGAAUAUGGGAUUUCUUACUCUUUCAACCUCUGGAAGAAUCACUUAAUUCUCCUCCAAUUUACCUACUCACUUUAGCAUAGUCAUAUUUAUACAUAUUUUAACUGUUAUGAUGAAUAAUCUUUAGACUGGGAAAAUAAUGGGAGAAAAUUACUGAUUUAAAUCUUGAUUAAAUCCAUGAAACUCCAAAAAUCUCUAAAUAAGAGUGUUUGGUGUAUGAUUUUUCUAACAAAUUAGAACAGUUGUGUUGUAGACUGAGUAAUAAAAAUUACCCUUCACUCAGUACCACCUCCAUUUCUUUCACAUUUUAUUAAAUUAUUUAGUAUCAUGACCUUAUUCAUUUGCAGAUUUAUGCUUAUGCAAUAAGGUACCUGCUCUUUGAAUCAUUUUGUAUUUAAACUUGUGCAAUUGGAAGGAAGCUUUUGUCUUUCCUUUUGACAUGACUUUAAUUUGUCUUUAUCCUUCCCCUGAAGUAGCUUAGUAUAAAUAACAUGUUGCAAUACUGAAAUGUUUUGAUAACUUGUUUCUUGUGUUCUUUAAGAAGAAGAAUUAAUUUCAAUGCUGCUGUUCAAAAUUCUUAUUGUUUGGAAUUUUUUUUAAGAGUUUACUUUGUCCAAAUUGGUAUGUAAUCCAACUAAAUCUUGCUAUCAUUUAUGUAGAGUAUCCAUGUUUGUUUAGUAAUUUAGUAUUUUUAUUGGAUUCAAAGAUUUGAUCCAACAGAAAUAUUGAGCAGUUCCUUACAUUGAGGUAGCUAGGCAGAUGUGAUUUGAUUUAGUUAACUUUAUGAAAUAUAAAUAAUGUAUAUACUCAUUUGUCUGAGAUUUUCUACACAGCUACGUAUAAGCAUACUGUUAAUGCCUGAAAUUUUAUAAAAGCAGGAUUUGCCAUUCUGUCAUCUCUUAUAUUCUUUAUUCUGUGAUAUGCAACUUGUAGAUAGUGUAAAAUAAUUUAAUUAUUAUUAAAAUUGUGUAUUUAGAGGGUUUUGGUGUUAAUAGAAUCUGUUUUUUUUCUCUUCGUACUUCUAUACAUUAUCAUAUUUAUUUUUAAGGCCUGAUUGUAACUGAACAUGCUGCCAAAGGAUUUAUCUAACUUCAGAUUUCUACAUUAGGUUUAUACCUACUGUUUUAUAUCAGGAAUCAAUGGUAGAUAACUUCUGCUUUUUCAUAUAAACUCUUAUUGUUUAACAUAGAAAUUUGUGCAACUUUAUAAUGAGAAUUUUAUUGUAAUAUAUUUGUUUCAUGGAUGUUGAAAAUAUCAAUACUAGAUAAAUUUUCUUCUAGUAUGAGUUUGCAACCUAUUAUGUCUAAGUUAUAGUCAGCUGAAAGCAAAAAUUUAAUUCAUCUUCAGGAUCACCAUGCAGAGAUGUGUUUUGGGAGAUCUUAAUAUUUCAUAUAGCCUUGAUGUGACACAUGCAUUGUCUAUUUAAUUUGUUAUAGAGAUUACAAUAUUAAAAAAUAAAAUGGGUUCUGUAACAGGUAAACCUUAAAAUAAUGUUAUAUGUUCAUUUUAUUUUAGCUUUUCUUCAUAAAUGUUGACUUGUGGAAUAGUGUAAUCCUUUUGAAGGCUGUCCUUUAGAAAGCAGAGCUGAGGGGGGCAUGACUGCAGCUGCAAUCUCUUACGUUAUUUUCUGAUAGGAAGAUUUUUUUCUUGUUUUUAUCUAUGCAUCUUUUGUAAGAAAUAAUAGGCACUACUUUUGCUUAAACCAAGCACUGUGAUUUAUCUGUUGAAUGAGUAACUUUUUAGAAUUUGUGGCUCUUACCAGUUAAAUUUUACAGGAAGCUCACUAAAACUGUUUUGAAUUGGAAAAGAUGAAAAAUGAAGGAAAGAGAAAUGGGGCAAGUUCUGAGCACUUCUGAAUUUUCCUAGCUCUGUUAGCUUCACUGGAAUUGUAAUAUCUGCCAGUCUACUAGCUAGUGAUCUAGCCCCCAAAGUACACUAUGCCUGAACUUAAAUUCAGAUUAAUGUUCCACUCCUAUUUUGUGUGGGGUUUGAGUUGAAAAUGUAUUGGUUAACAGAUGUAUUGCAGUUCUUACAGAAAAUCAUCCUAAAGAGUUUGCAGCCUUAAGAAUAAGGGAUCUGUUUUAUUGGAAUAUCCAUUUGGCCUCUUGUCUGCAAUGUGUGUGCAUUGCUUUGUGUGAAUAAAACAAAUUUGUUUAACAACA